CAAUAUGUGCUGCUGCAUCUGUUGAUCAAUAAUUUUUCAGUAGUAGUCGAUCACAUCGAAGGCCGUUGGACAGUCUAACAAGUGGCUCUUGCCUGCCGUUUGUGUAUAAGUAAUACUGGCUUUCAGGGGAAAGGAACUGCUAUUGUAAAUAUUGCUGCUGUUGUAAUUUGGAACCAAAUUGGUCAGCGACAGAGGUGCAUGUGGGAGGAAAAACAUAAACAUUCACAGACACACAUACACAACUGCAGUUUCUCUGUCUCUUUUUCUCUGGUUUCCACCCACACACUACAGCCUCUGCACACGCACACUGCCGCUUCCACAGACACACUACCGCCUCCACAGACACGCACACUACCGCCUCCGCAGACACGCACACUACCGCCUCCGCAGACACGCACACUACCGCCUCCACAGACACGCGCACUACCGCCUCCACAGACACGCACACAUUGCUGCCUUCACACACACACACACACACACACACAUUGCCGCCUUCACACACACGCACACUACCACCUCCACAGACACACUACCGCCUCCACAGAUACUAAAGCUUCCACACGCACGCUACCGCCUCCACACUCACACGCUACCGCCUCCGCACACGCACACUACCGCCUCCACACACCCACACACUACCGCCUCCACUCACACAAAUAAACAAACAAGGGAACCGAGAUAUUACAAGGCUUUGUCCACUUCUGACCCUCACCCAUGUAUUCUUCAACGAGCUAUUGCGAUAUUAGUGGAGAUAUGUCAUGGAAUUCCAAAGAGAACUGUCUUGAGCGAAAAAAGGAUGUGUUUAAAGCUGUUUAUUCCUGUAUGGAAACAUGUACCAUUUUGAUGGAAAACCACACCAUCAACCAAAAGAACAAGAAGCAUCGCUCUAUGCUGAGAGUCUCUUCCUUGGCCAACCUACUCUCACCUGCAAAACCUGCGAAGAAAAUGGGACGAGCUUUACAGAAAUCUUUAAAUUUUAAAGUACCAUCAACAGCCUCCCCUAGUCUGAAGAUGGGCUCUGCUGCAUACAAACUACCUUUACCAGUAGCUGCCAAAUCUCGACUUGACCGGUCUUGGAGUGAAUCUGUGAAAUCUGAAAGGAUUACUGAUUUGUCUGUUCAAGAAAUUAAGCGCCAAGAGGCUAUUUUUGAGCUUUACCAAGGAGAACUGGAUCUAAUACAAGAUCUUGGAGUAGUAAAAACGACCUACCAUGAUUCUAUGAAAAAAUUACAUUUAUUAAGUAAUGAGGAGUUACAAAAAAUAUUUGGAUUUCUGGACUCUCUGAUACCAAUCCACCAAGCUUUAGUCGACAGAUUGGUUGUUCAAAGAUUACCUGAUGGAACCACUGAGGGUGUAGGAAAACAGAUCAAAGAAUGGGUACCCAGCUUGUGUCAAUACAUCCAAGUUUGUGCCAACCAGGUAUUUGCCAAGGCUUUGUUAGAUGAGAAGAAAUAUGAUGCAGGCGUUGAUGACUUUUUGCAAAGAUGUAUGGAAUCGCCAUUCAGCAGGAAACUGGACCUUUGGGGUUUACUCGAUGGACCUCGUGGUCGGUUUCUGAAGUAUCCGUUAUUGAUAAAGAGUAUCCAGAGAUAUACGAAUUGCGGAAGUGAAGAUUACCAGUGUCUCAAAGACUCAGUAAAACUCAUUGAAAAGCUGAUUGCUGAAGCAGAUGAGAAAAUUGGUGAAGCUAAAUGCACAUUAUACAAAUCAAAAUUGUCAUAUGUUUAUGAUGAUCAGAAAGUUGAUUCCGUUGAAGACUCAAAGGUUUUUGUUUGCAGUGGGAUACUGAAAAACAACAAAGGCACUAAACUCCAUGUGUUUCUGUUGGACAAAGUUCUCCUUGUUACACGGCCAGUCACCAAUAAUAGCCAGCGUGGCUUUCAAGUAUAUCGUCAGCCAAUUCCGGUCAGUACGUUGAAUAUAGAGGAUUUGAAAGACAACGAAGUGCGGAUGGGAUCCUUCCGGAAUGCUUUUGGGCAGGGAGGACAAACAGCAAAGAAUGUGUUUCGAGUCUCGUUUAUGGAUCCAAGCCAAGGUCAGUCCCACACGCUGAUUGCCACAGAUGAACACGACAAACGCCAGUGGCUGCAGUGUCUACGCCAGUCCAUAUCUAACCAGAGGCCCAACGGAAGCUGAACGCUCUCUGCAACCAUCCAAAAUAAGACUCAUCCCAUCUCUUCACCCACAACAAAAAAAAAAAAAAAUGAGAACAUUUAACAACAAAAACUAUCAAAAACUUUAAAACAAACAAACAAACAAAAAAAAAUAAUGGA
This is a messenger RNA of Octopus sinensis (East Asian common octopus), 2273 nucleotides long. RefSeq names its product rho guanine nucleotide exchange factor 3-like. Gene Ontology annotation, molecular function: guanyl-nucleotide exchange factor activity. Lineage: Eukaryota; Metazoa; Mollusca; Cephalopoda; Octopoda; Octopodidae. The transcript is spliced from 13 exons. Gene Ontology annotation, biological process: positive regulation of Rho protein signal transduction. Bases 715 to 2136 code for a protein of 473 amino acids. The record is from RefSeq and is a predicted model, not a curated record.